AUGUCUAUCGCCUCUCCAAUCAAUCUAAUCCUCCUUUCCCUUUUCGUCGUGCUAGUCUACUGGCACUUCAAACCGAAGCAGCAGAUCGACCUCCCCCGUGGACCGCCCCCAACCGUCUUCCGCAUCUACACCCCCAAGACUUUACUCGAAUUCAACGGUGAAGACAACCGCCCGGUCUACCUGGCUGUGCGUGGUCGGAUCUUUGACGUGUCUCCCGGCAGGAACUUCUAUGGCCCGGGUGGUCCAUACGAAAAUUUUGCUGGUCGUGAUGCCUCUCGAGGACUUGCUCACCAGAGCUUCGAUGAGGAUAUGCUGACAAAAGAUCUGUCUGCCCCGCUGGACGAUCUUAAGGAUUUGGACAAGGACCAACUUGAGAAUCUUCAGUCAUGGGAGGAGCGAUUCUCGGAGAAGUACUUGGUUGUUGGCAAGCUGGUUGCUGAGGGUGACCCCGAAGCCCCCAAGUCAUAA
This is a messenger RNA of Penicillium angulare, 468 nucleotides long. RefSeq names its product cytochrome b5-like heme/steroid binding domain-containing protein. Gene Ontology annotation, cellular component: endomembrane system; membrane. NCBI's taxonomy places the organism in Eukaryota, Fungi, Ascomycota, Eurotiomycetes, Eurotiales, Aspergillaceae. The coding region runs from base 1 to 468 and encodes 155 amino acids. The record is from RefSeq and is a predicted model, not a curated record. The transcript has 2 exons.